AUGGCGACCAGUUUGCAAGAAGAUGGGAUGGCAGCUGACAAGGAGGCAAAGACGCCGUCGACUGCUAUUACACGCCCGAGCUCUACUGGCGGCGGCGUCGAUAGCCCCGCGCCAUGGAAAAUUUCAGAAUUCCCUCCUGCGACGAUGCCAUCACGCUUGAGAGUUCUGCAACAGCCCAAGCUCAUGCCGUCGAGCUGA
This is a messenger RNA of Colletotrichum navitas, 198 nucleotides long. RefSeq lists its product as uncharacterized. The transcript has 2 exons. Bases 1 to 198 code for a protein of 65 amino acids. The record is from RefSeq and is a predicted model, not a curated record. Lineage: Eukaryota; Fungi; Ascomycota; Sordariomycetes; Glomerellales; Glomerellaceae.